AUGCUUUCGCUCCCCAACAUCCUCCUCCCCCUCCUCUUCCUCACCCCCUUCUCCACCGCCCACGCCACCCCCUCAACCCACAAACUCGAAUAUGGCCGCUACACCGUCCCCUCCCGGGCCUCCAACAACGGCAUGCUCGAAAUCACGGACCAGAUCGAUCCGCCAUGCAAAGACUGCCUCAUCACAUUCAUGCAAGUGGCGUUAGAGUACGCCGACGGCAGCGACGCGGACGCCGAUACCGGGAUGUGGAUGCACCAUUUCGUGUUUGUGAAUGAUCGGGAGACGACGUAUGAGGGCGAGACGGAGGGGCAUCCGUUCUUUGCGAGUGGGAAUGAGAGGACGGCGUUGGAUUUGACGGGGGGUGGCCAGGACCCCGUAGGAUACCACUUCCGCUCCACGGACCGCCUGACGUUCUACGGCGAGCUGAUGAAUAUGCUCUACGAAGAACAGACCGUCGUCCUCUCCGUCCUGUGGGAGUACGUCAUAGCUCCCUACACCGACUACGCCCUCGCCACGCCGUACUGGCUCAAUAUAGGCGGGUUCGGGGACUCGGAUCGUCCAGCGGCGAAUAACUCACGGUUUACGUAUAGUUCUCCCACGCUGACGCCCGACUUCCACGGACGGAUCGUGUUCAUCGGCAGCCAUCUUCAUGAUGGAGGGACUCUGGUGGAGGUCUUCAAGAAUGGGGAGGUGCUUUGUGGGGUCAAGCCCGUUUACGGUGAAAGUAAAGGCGAGUCGGCAGAUGGGGCGUUGCAUAUCGUAGCCAUGCCUGUGUGUCUCGAUGCUGGGAGAGUGCAGCCGGGCGAUCAGUUCAAUCUCACGGCGACGUUUGAUACGUUCGAGUACGCGCCCAUGGUGAAUAAUGAUGGGUCUUUGGAGCCGAUCAUGGGGGUUGCGGUGGCGUAUGUUGUGAAAGAUGAUGGGCCUCCUGUGAAGCGGGAGAUUGACUGGAAGGUGUGGAUUCCGUUGGGCUUCGUCCUUCUGUUGCUGCUGGUAGCUGGUUUUGCUGGAGUUCGUGCGGGCUUGAGGUCUCGGAGGAGAUAUGCUGAGUGGUUGAAGAGGGAGCAGUACCAGCCUGUGCACGGGGACGAGGAGACUGACGCAUUUCUGGAGAAGUGA
Messenger RNA from Zasmidium cellare ATCC 36951, 1119 nucleotides. RefSeq lists its product as uncharacterized. The record is from RefSeq and is a predicted model, not a curated record. Lineage: Eukaryota; Fungi; Ascomycota; Dothideomycetes; Mycosphaerellales; Mycosphaerellaceae. Bases 1 to 1119 code for a protein of 372 amino acids. The transcript has 2 exons.